Molecule: messenger RNA, 2452 nt
Organism: Actinia tenebrosa (Australian red waratah sea anemone)
Lineage: Eukaryota; Metazoa; Cnidaria; Anthozoa; Actiniaria; Actiniidae
Product: protein Wnt-7b
Biological process (GO): multicellular organism development; neuron differentiation; cell fate commitment
Cellular component (GO): extracellular region
Molecular function (GO): frizzled binding; cytokine activity
Source: RefSeq, a predicted model, not a curated record
AUUCCAUUCGGCCGGUAAGCCCCAUCGAUUGUUUUGACAAGUUAGUCGAAAUAAUAUUGAAUGAUAGCCCUAGAAGAAARGGUGUGUUGAAGUGUGACCGGUUUGGACCAAUCAGACGGCGAGUAGUGACGGCUUUUUCUUUUGGAGCGGUUUUCCUUGCUUGAAUAUUAGUUCGAGUCGAGGCAUGUGAUAUUUCAAUAACGUAUAUACGCGCAGAAACAUAAGUCGAUCUCUUGUAUGCGUUGAGAGAUUUCUACAAGGGCUUCGUAGUGAGAGAGGUCUCUGACCUUGAAGCGCUCCAGGGACAAAAAGUAUCACGUUUGGCACUCACUUCAAAACAUCUUGCAACCAGCUUUUUUAUGAUUUUUUCUCUGCGUUCCCCGAGAAAGUAUAUCCCAGACUGCCYUGGAGAUUGACAGAUUCAACGAGUGAAAACCAAGAGACCAUAUCUCUUACAAGGCGAACGAUCCCAAAGCAAAACAGCAUUAGAAUGGGUGCAUCAUCUGUGGUUAUGGUGUGGAUUUUCAUCGCGCWGUUCGGCGCUGCAAAACCCGGACAAAGAGUCGAAAGGGAUGUUCCUUUUAUGCCUAACGCAAACGCUUUGGAGCUUGCUUCAAACACAAACGCCGAGAAAUUAUGCCCUCUUUUGUCGUGGUUGAAGCCGCAUCAGAAAAAAAAGUGCUUGYUGUAUCCAGCUUUGGUGGCCAACGUACAAAGAGGUGUUGGGAUGGCGCUAACCGAGUGUAAAAAUCACUUCUCUGAUCAUCAAUGGAAUUGUUCUGGGAUCAACACAGCACAAGUCUUUAAAAGCCGUGGAAUUCUGACUACAGGGUCACGUGAAAGCGCUUACGUMUAUGCCAUCACAUCUGCGGGGGUGUCCUACCAAGUAACCAAGGGCUGUGCYGCGGGUAAUUUGGACAGCUGUGGCUGCGACUUGCGUGUUCGUGGACGAGAACCGAGAAAGGGCAAGGAGCCUGGCUGGGAAUGGGGUGGCUGUAGUGAGAACGUUAACUUUGGUGAUGAAUUCUCCAGGAAGUUCAUGGACUGGCARCCAGCGACUAAGGACAUCAAAUAUUUGUUGAUGAAACACAAUAACGAAGCGGGAAGAAAAUCUCUGCGAGAUAACAUGGGGAAGAGCUGCAAAUGUCACGGAGUCUCUGGUUCAUGCACGGUGAAAAUCUGCUGGAAGACGAUGCCAAAUUUCAGUGUCGUUGCUCARUUGCUCCGUAUUAAGUUCGACCGCUCGAUCCGCGUGCGCGCUAACGCCAACAAGAGCAAGCUUCAACGAACGACCCGAGGUAAACGAGGAAAACAACGAAAGCGAAAGGAUAAAAACCGAAAACCUCCCGCCUCCAGCCUCGUACACAGCGAAAGCUCUCCGGACUUUUGCCGACCGAAUUUAAGUCUAGGAAUUCUCGGGACUCAAGGAAGAAUUUGUAAUACCUCAUCGACUGGUAAUGAUGGUUGCAAACACAUGUGUUGUUCAAGAGGGCACGACACGGUGGAAAGAAGUAAGAUGGCCAAGUGCAAUUGUGAAUUUAUAUGGUGCUGUAAAGUAAAAUGUGAACUCUGUGAACGUGACUGGCUCGAGCAUUUGUGUAAAUAAACAAUCACGUGGUUGGACUAGGAUAAAAACUGGACUAUCACGUGCACAUCACGUGCGACAGUCUUGCGAKGCACUCAACGCACACUACGGAUAAACAGCAAUCAUUUACUUUUCUCUACGURAAUAUUUGACAUAUCUCAUCCACAUAUCAAAAACUACGAACCAAUCAGGUCGCGGGAAAUUUAAGCUCGCAUUGAGCAUGCUCAGAGAAACAAACAACAGUCACGUGACCAGGACGGACAAAUUUUUCUCACGCCAAGGAAUGAGGAUUUUAAAGCGGCAGCAAGACGAAAGAAACUAGACAACUGGCCUAGUCCGCAAACAAUUUAAAAUAUUUCCAAGUAAUAAAAAAGUUGCAUUUCGAAUGGUAAAAACAGUCAUCAAUGUUAUUAGGUAGCCYAACAUGCUAGCCUAAUCCGCAGGCUACUCCAUAUAUUCUCUGUUGGUAUCCCUGUAUUAAAUUGUAUGGCAGAGAAGAACUAGGAACGAGAGAGGAGGAGGAGGAGGAGGAGUGGGGAUGAGGGAGGGAGAGGAAAAGCGAGAGGAGUAGCAUCUCCUCUUCUUCUUUCUCUCUCCCCUCCCCCUUUCACCUUUUUCUCCUCGCCACAGGAAGCCCAAGGAGCAAAAAGAGCCAAGGAGAUGCCUGCGGAGAAGGCUACUAACAUGCAAGUAUUAGAAAGAACCCUACAAGCAUUUAGAUUCAGUUACGUCAUCAUAUGGCUUCCACCCUGACAUUAACCAAUCACAAUGCACUAAAAAAUGCGAACCAUCCAAUGACAAUCUAYGUAUAUUUGAUGCCAUAGCAGCGAACGUUUUCGCUUUUCUUAGAAAUUGAACUUCUAGAGA